Messenger RNA from Dermacentor andersoni, 1993 nucleotides. RefSeq names its product tRNA (uracil-5-)-methyltransferase homolog A. The record is from RefSeq and is a predicted model, not a curated record. Gene Ontology annotation, biological process: RNA processing. Gene Ontology annotation, molecular function: RNA methyltransferase activity; RNA binding. Lineage: Eukaryota; Metazoa; Arthropoda; Arachnida; Ixodida; Ixodidae.
GUCCACGUGCUUACUGUUUUCGUGACAAGAAGCAGUAGGUGCGCACGCUUACUUUAAAUCUUAAGUUUCUUGCUGAAUUAAACGAUUUUUUUUCGAUUUACACGUAGCCACCCAUGUCAACUUCAGAUGACACUGUGGUUAAUGCCACCACUGAAUCGGUGAAGUGCGCGGGAGACGAUGGCAAGGCAUGCAGUGAGGUUGUUGAGAAGUCGCCAAAUGCUUCUGAAACCAGCGUUGAAGUCAAGGACGGUAUCACCACAUCGAGCGCAAACACAAACUCCUUAAAUGCGACAUCCGACGAAACAAACAAGGUCCACGAUCCUUAUUUCUAUACCAAGAGAGAUGAGUUCACCUCUGAGGUCCACAAGAUCGAAAUUGGCAAUCUCCCCAAGAUAUUCGGCCACGGUCAAAUGAAGAAACUUCUGUCCAAGACCUUACACUUAAAUCCCCACAAAAUCAAAGUCGUGAACAACGCGAGGUUUGCCUUUGUGUCUUUCAGGUCCGAAGAAGACCGUGAAAGCGCUCUGCAAAAGAUUCAGGGCUACAAAUUCAAAGGAUGCACGUUGACAGUAAAGAAAGCAAAUCCUAUGGCUGAUCCGCUCAUUCAGAAAAGAAAACUCGGCGAAGCGGAAGAGGUCAUCCCGCUAAAAAGACAGUGCGAUGAAUCCAGCAUCUCCGAGAGAAUCAGAGAAUCUGUGGCUUCCUGGUCAGACCUCCCGUAUCAGCAGCAACUGGAACAGAAGGAAGAACAGAUGAGAAAAGUCAUGGUGAAGUAUGCCCGGAAACUCGAGCAAGUUAACCCACGUCUCAAGUCAUGGAUCAACAAGCAAAGGGAAGUGCAUAAAUUGGGCGUUUGCCCCCUUGAGCCCAUCAAAGCGUCUCCAGUUGUAGACGGCUACCGCAACAAGAACGAGUUCACGGUCGGUAGACACCUAGAGACGGGGGAGGUCGUUGUCGGCUUCCGCAUCAGCAGCUACAGACAGGGGUCGAUGAGCGUUGCUUCGGCGGCUGACCUCCCCAACAUUCCUGAGCCUGCAAAGAAGGUCGCUCAGUGCUUUCAGGACUAUGUGCAACAGUCUGGCAAGGAGCCCUUCAACCCGGAGACUCACGAAGGUUAUUGGCGCCAACUGACCGUGCGCACGACCAGGCGAGGCCACAUCAUGGCCAUUGCAGUCAUUCAUCCUCAGGCACUCAGUGAGGAGGACAUCUUGCAGGAGAAAGAAAAGUUGCGCCAUUUUUUCACAGAGGGUCCUGGAAAACCGAGUGGGGUCACUUCGUUUCAUUUCCAGAGGUUUGACAAAAAGCGUUCUGAUGAGGAUCAGCCAGAAUAUGAACAUGUUUUCGGGACAGAGGACAUUGAAGAAAGUCUUCUUGGUCUGACGUUCCAAGUAAGCCCUGAUGCAUUCUUUCAAGUCAACACACCGGCCGCAGAAGUGUUGUACAGGGCUGCGGAAGAAGUCGCAGGUCUCGGUGCAGAGACAACGCUUCUCGACAUCUGCUGUGGCACGGGAACCAUCGGUCUGUCUCUAGCUUCGAAAGUGAAAAGAGUUUACGGUGUUGAGGUGUGCAGAAGAGCUGUGCAAAACGCCAAGCGCAACGCUGAACUCAACGGCAUCAAGAACGCUAGUUUUGUGCAAGGGAAAGCCGAAGACGUCAUACAGGAUGUCAUCCGCUCAGUCGGGGGCAGCGAGGAAAUAGUGGCCAUUGUAGACCCACCGAGGCAGGGCUUGCACAAUAAAGUCUUGCGCACGCUUCGAUGGACUGCGUCGAUCAAGAAGCUGGUGUACGUCUCUUGCAACCCAGAAGGAGCACUGCAGAACUUUCUAGAUUUAGCGAGGGCUGCGUCAAACAACUACAGAGGAGACCCGUUUGUGCUGACCAAGGCUGUGCCAGUGGAUAUGUUUCCGCACACACCACACACCGAGCUUGUGCUCCUGAUGGAGCGUCUCAGUGUAUGAUUAAAGCUCUUGGACUCUAGAGUCCACAAAGCUUA